AGUGAAAAUUUCAUCACCGUUGUAGACAGUUCAAUUCCGAAAGAACGCGGACAAGUUUGAGAUCUGAAAUAUUUUAAAACACAAUUUGGUUCAAGUUUUGGUUUACAAAAACAAAAUUUCAAAAUAAAAGUAUUGUAGGGUUUAGUAAAAAUUCAAAAAUUAUUUCAAAACCGUUAAGUAAUCAAUAAAUUUAUGUACGCUAAGUCAAAGCGAACCGCAACAACAAGUACAAGCGAUUAACGCAUUAAGCCGUUGCAAGAAGAGCCGAAAAACCUACUCACCUACUUUCGAUCGCACACAGCGCCCACAGGAUACAUACAUACCUACAUACACGCAUAUACGAGCGCAACGUCGCAAUCGGCCAGAAAAGCAUUUGGGCGUGACUCGCAGGUACUGCAACGUCUCAACACUCAAUACGAAAGACAAGUAAGCGCGCAGCAGCUACAACUGGCAGCGAGUAUUGUUGAGUGUGGAAUUUGUAUUUAAUAAAAUACUUUUGUGUGCUCAAUUUGCAAACUUCCUGUGUAUCCGAAGCGUUUAACAACGGUAUAAGCGCUCGCGCCUAUUAAAGCACUUGGCUCUGGUAAGGGUAGAUUUGAACAUCUGCGGACCGCGAGACAGUUGAGCGCACGUGUGCAAAGCGUCUCGAACUGAACAGCGCAGCACUGUUCGGUUAACUCGCAGUUUUCUGUCAAUAUUAGCGCUAUAGCAACUGCUGGGUGUGGGCGAUACUGCGCCCCGCCACCGUAGCAGUGAUGCAAGCAAAUUUCGAUUCCAACGUCACAGAAAAGGAGCCUAAAACCAGCACCCUGAAUUUCUCAUCGUUCAAAUCAAGCUUUACUUCCAAUGUUAAUUUCCUGAAGAGAAGAUUUAGCUCGGGAGACCUCUCUUCCGAGCACGAUGAUGUCGAUCCCAGUCAACUGCCGCCUGCUGCGCGGCCCAUUCAGGAUCAGCCCACGAAGCCGCCAAUUAGCAGUGGCGGCCCACCGGUCAUGCCACCGCCGCCAGCACCGGGCAUUCCGCCUGCCGGUGGCGUUGCUGGUGCCCCCGGCGGUCCGGAGUUGUCGCUGAGCUUCGGUGGUGGCAAGACUGCAGCACCAGCACUGCCGCGCGGUGUUAGCGCCCCAACCAGCCCAGCGAAGUCGCGCGAGAGUUUGCUGCAACGCGUGCAGAGUUUGACAGGUGCAGCGCGUGAUCAAGGCGCUUCCAUUUUAGGUGCUGCGGUGCAGAGUGCCACACGAGCGCCAACCUUUAACAAGGACAAGUACUUCACGUUGCUCGUACUCGACGACCAAAACACUGACUGGUCGAAAUACUUCCGCGGCAAGCGGCUGCAUGGCGAUUUCGAUAUACGCGUAGAGCAAGCUGAGUUCCGGGACAUUUCGCUUACUGCCAGCGCCGAAACUGGACCCAUUAUUUCCAUGGCUGUCUACCGUGGUGGCACCAGGGUGGCACGCUCAUUUCGACCAGACUUUGUGCUGAUACGUCAACCACCACGCGACGGUUCCAACGAUUAUCGCUCGACUAUUAUAGGGCUCAAGUACGGCGGCGUGCCCAGCAUUAAUUCGUUGCACUCGAUUUAUCAAUUUCAGGACAAACCGUGGGUGUUUGCUCACUUGCUGCAAUUGCAACGUCGCUUGGGACGCGACGCUUUUCCACUGAUCGAGCAGACCUUCUUCCCUAUUGCCAGGGAUUUGUUCAGUUGGACCAAGUUCCCGUGUGUUUUGAAGGCAGGUCAUUGCCACGGUGGUGUGGCCACCGCACGUCUGGAGAAUCAGAGCGCUCUCCAAGAUGCAGCCGGCCUUGUCACCGGCUCGGGCAACGAUGCGCAUUGUUAUUGCACCAUUGAGCCGUACAUUGAUUCUAAGUUCGAUGUGCACAUUCAGAAGAUCGGAAAUAAUUACAAGGCCUUCAUGCGCAAAUCGAUCUCAGGCCAUUGGAAAACUAAUCAAGGUUCAGCGAUGCUCGAGCAAAUCACACUAACCGAGAAGUACAAGUCCUGGGUGGAUGAGAUUUCCGAGCUCUUUGGCGGCAUGGAGGUAUGCGGCAUUUCCGUGGUGGUCGGCAAAGACGGCCGCGAGCACAUAAUCAGUGCUUGCGAUUGCACAUUCGCUCUAAUUGGCGAUAGUCAGGAAGAAGAUCGGCGCCAGAUCGCCGAUUUAGUUUCCGCACGAAUGCAAAAUGUCUGCCGCCCAAGCAUGACACAAACUGGUGGACCACCACAUGGUAUACGUCAACCAUCACGAUCAUCCAUUUCCUCACGUGGUGAGAGUCCUACCGAGGAUAUGGCACCGACACCACCGGCACCCGCUGGUCCACGCCCGGCCCCAAUGGGCGGUCCACCACCAAUACCCGAGCGCACUUCACCAGCAGUCGGCUCAAUAGGACGCCUCAGCAGUCGCAGCAGCAUUUCCGAGGUACCUGAAGAGCCAACUGCACCGGCUCCGAACAGUGUACCCGGCAGUGCGGGUGGUGUGGUCCGUCGUGAUUCACAAACAUCGCAGGCAUCGAGCGUGUCGUCGGCCUCGAGGGUCUCGACACGUCCUCCCCAAACUCAAAGUUCUGUUGUUGAAGAUGCGGAGGAUACAAUGAAGAAUUUGCGUAAGACCUUUGCGGGGAUAUUUGGUGACAUGUAGGAAUUAGCGAACAAGAAACGCGGAAGAACAGCAAGUGAGACAAGUAGCGGCGGCGGUGGACCUGGCAGUGCAGGCGGAAGUGGCAUAAGCGGCAUUAGUACUGGCUCGUUUCUAGGCAAACAAUUUUCGUUUGCAAGUGGCGGUGGCAAAUCGGUGAGCGGAAGCACUUCAAGCGUUGCCUCAGACGUGAUCUCAGCACAGCCGUCACCCAAACUGACCGCAGAGAAGCCUUACGAUGCACGCUCGGACACCUCAACGAACUCCACAUUGACAGCGGGCAGUAUGAGCGUUAGCGCCAGCUCAGCCGCUAGCUACAGCAGCAAGCCAUCUUCCAGUGUUUUAGAUACAUUCCAAGAGGAGAACAAAUACAAGCCAGUCACCAAUUUUGAGCCACAAGAACGUGUAAACCCCUUCGACAAGGGCGCACUAAAAACUUCCGCAACCAAUCAAACUAUCGGUAGCGCCGUAUCCACCACUUCAUCUUCAUCGAUAUCAUCCUCCUCGAUUUCAUCGCGUAUCAAUCGUAAUGGUAAUAUGGGCAUUAAGUCACCACCACCGCCGACUGGACCACCACCGCCACCACCGACAGGCGCAGUCGCUAACAACAGCUAUCGCAACUCAAUCUCGACCACGCCACCAAGUGCCGGUAAGGACAACCGUACUUUCAAUUACGGCAGCUCAACUUCCAUUGAGACCAUUACACGCAUGGAUACCAAUACAACAAAUACCACUACAGCUGGUCCAAGUAGUGAUGCCGCCAUUGCUGCUAAUGCUAUUACCGAUGAUAACAAUGUAACAGGCGUUGCUGCUGGCGCUACUUCCUCCACGAGCGGUGGCCCUGAUUGGAAAUCUAAGAUGGGCAUACGUUCGGCAAGCGUGUACAGCGCGCCAGCCGCCGUCAGCACCACAUUGCCAGCAGCUGGCGAUACCUCCGGCUAUGCAUCCAACUCGAGUCCUGCUUCAAACGCCUACAAUACCACAGCCGAUCUGCCAUCGUACACACGACCAUCUUAUUCGCGCUCCGAGAGCAAUGCUUCCAACAAACAAUCCGACUUGGACAUAAUCUUCGGCGACACCAACAAUGCUAAGCCAAGCUAUGGCAACGGCAAGUACACACGCGCUAGCUCCGAUGCCGAACUCAUAUUCGGCGGACCACCGACCAAUUACAAGGCCGAUCGCUUUGGCGCCUCCAAGAGCAUGAGCGUCACAUCCGAGCGUAGCAACGACGGCAAUGACAGCUACAAUUCGUACCGCAAUUACGAAGGUAUACAAAAUGCGGCAUUUAGCGAUUUUAGUGAUUCGCCGAAGACGGGUAGUGUUAGCAGCAUUAAUUCGUUUGGCACCACGAACCGUUGGAAUAAGCCAACUGUUGAAGAGGAUGAUGAAUUGGAUUUGAAGUAGGACAGGGUAAUAAAACUUAGCAAAAUAAAAGUUCGUUAAAUGGCGAGGGUAUAUAACAUAUAUAAAUGUUUAUAUAUAUAUAAAAAUUAUAUAUAUAUAGGUAUAUACUAAUGCCAAGUAUUAGAAAAUACAAAUUUGAACUUGGCAAAGUAAAAAGGAAUGAGGAAAUGGACGAAAAAUAUAUAUCAAAAGUAAACAAUACAUACACAUGCGCAUCUUUCGCCUCUGAAGUUUCCUGGUUUCAUAGUGGAAAGAAUACUUCAUAGAAGCAAGCGUAGAUGAAAAGUUAAAUUUUAUUUUAUUUGUUUUUUUUUAACUUAUAUAUUAAAAUUUUUUCAUGAUUUUAUAUUUUUGGUUACUUAUAUGACUAAUUUUAAGAAUUGCUGAAAUUCAAGGUUGGUAUUUAAAAUAGGAAUCUACUACAUAUGUUUAAUGUCUAUUUAUUUAAAAUAAUACAAAGUAAGGCUAAAUACAUUGUGGAACUAAGAAAAGGUGAACUAGGAACAAUUAAGCGAAUAUGAAAGUAAUUUAUAUAAUUUUACAAAAUAAUAUGUUUUUGUAUUUAGAAUAAGUAGUCUUUUUUUCUCAUGCACUUAUGCCUCUACAGAAUUCAAAAGUUAAUCGAUAGUGGAAAUGGAGUGAUAUAUAAGUGUAGAAUAUAAUUGCAUAGUUUACAGAGUUCUCUUUAAUUAACAAUUGAAAAAUCUCAAUCGGAUGCUUUUACAAAAUUUCAAAACUUCACGUCUUCGUUUUGUGCUAUCAUUAACUUUUAGGCCAAAUGAAGUAGUAAAUUCUUAAUGUAUAAAAUGGCACUGUGAGCUCAAUAAAUGAGACUCAAAACGUUCGCUUAGAAACUUUCGUGAAUAAUUUCACAAUUUCCAACAACUGUUUUUUUUAAAGCCACCAUGAAAAAUCCACCACAUAUUUACCAAGAAAAUAAUCUUCAAUAUAUUUUAGAUCAGCCAAAGGGCGAUAAUUUCCGUUCACAAACGUAAAUAUCGGCACAAAUUUUUUAGGUCUAAACUCUACUGAUCACAUAUAACUUAAGAACUUGCUAUUCUCUAACGAAUCAACAGUCCAAAAAGUUACAAAAUUUGGCUUUAAGAAUUCGAAUAUAUAUUAAAUAUUAGUUACAAUAUUCAAGUAUAGUAUGUUUUUUCGAAAUUUCUUUUCAUUGUAUUUGUAAUUAUUUUUUUGUAAUAGUUUAGUUUAGUCUGUCCAUUAUUAUUUUUAUAUAACCAAAAACUAUUCAAAAUUUGGAAUUUAUUUUUUUAUAAUUUUAUAUAACAAAGUAAUACACAUAUAAAUACAAUAUAUGUAGCCGUUUUUUUAAACGUGAUUUUUUUUUUUGCAAAAUUUUACAAAUAUUAGAAUUUUCCAAAUAUUAAAACUUAUAAAAAUUAGAUUUUUUGAAAUCAUUAGAACAACAAUAAUUUCGCUGAUAACUUGUAUUUUAUUUUUAAUUAUUUAACAUUUUUCAUAGUAAAUGCUUGUCUCAAACAUUUUUUCAACUAUUUAAAAAAAUUAUAUUAGCGAAAUAUUAGAAAUAUUUAAAGUCGAAAUACUUUUAUUUGCGAACUGUUCAUCGUUAAUAAGUAACCGAUUUAUUAUCAGCUAUUAAAUGUAACAUUCUUCAUCUAUACAUAAACGAAAUUUCGGAAAUCAUAUUUAAAAAGUAGUUACUUAAAUAACACGUACAACUACCACCUAUCUACUCAACAUUAAAUACUUAAAACAAAAUACAUACAAAUCACUAAAAGAGUACUAUAUACAAAUACAAACACAAUACAAUAAUAUUGAUACUAGGCAUAUGUGAAAAAAGUAAAGGCUAAAGAGUAGCUGAAGAAAGAAAAUCGAUUGCAGCGGUUAAACUACCCGAAAUCUGCAAAAAAUAUUAAUGCAAUUGAAAGCAAUUUAUAAAUUCUACAAAUGUGAGGCGUAUGUGUUGGUAUUGAAAUUUUUGGAAAAAUAUUGUAUUGCAUUACUACUUAUAUAUAUAUACAUAUAUACUAAGAAAAUCGAAUAUGGGAACAUUAAAUAAAAGUUAAAAAAAUUGAGAAAAUUGAGAAAAUUAUAAAAUUAACAAUGAAAUGUAAAACGGCUAAUCGCUGAAGAUCAUUGAAAUCUAUUAAAAGCUGAAAAAAUACUAACAGAUGAUAAACAAUUAACUAAUUAUGAAACAAGCAGACCGAAAACUCAAGAAAAACAUAAAAAAUUAAACUUAUAAAAUAGCAAAAUAUUAAUUUGUUAUUCCAACAUGAGACACUAAACAACAAUAUAAAUGACGCUGAUUAUUUGUAUAAGUACACAAGACAAUAUAUGCAUAAAAUAAUCAUGAAGAAAAACCAAUAAAAAUUAAAAAUAAAAAUAUUAAAAAACACGUAUUAUAAAAGGGGUAAUAAAUAAUAUACAUUAAUUUCGUAAUAAAUAAUACACUAAAAUUUACUGUUAACUCUAAUCUUCAAAGAUAAAAAAACUAUUUGGUGUGAAGUUAAAAAAAAAAAAUAUACUCAUAUAAGCAUACAAAAAUAUGAGUUCUCGAAUCGCUCUAAAAUAUAUACAAAAAAGAUAAUUAAUUUCAUUUAUUUGGUCAUCGCAACACUUAAUAUAUAUAUAGAUAAUACAUAUAAAUUAUAUAACAUUCGUUUGAAUACAGAGUGCUCCAUUUCUUUCAAAAGAUUAAACAUUAAAUUGAAAACUUAAAACCCAAAACAAGCCACAACGAACACAAAAAACAUAAAAAAAGUAUAACAAAAAAUCAAUACUAUUCAAAGUAAGAAAAAAAGUAUCAAACUUGAUAAGCUUAUGCAGCUAUUGUUUUUUGAACAUCAUACUUUGAAAAGUGAAAGCACAAAAAAAACUUUAUAUUUAUUUGCACAAUUAGAAAGCUCCAAAACAACUCAUCAGCUAAGCUUAUAAAUAAGCUCUCAUAAAAGCUCUUAAAAUAGUUGAGGAACGAUAACUAAAAUCAUUUUAAGUAAAAUUUUUAAAUAGCUUAAUGCACAAGCGAUUCCGAAAGAUAUAUAAGUGAUGUGUCAUAAAAUCUCUUGAAAUGGUUUUCGUAAUGAUUUCGAAAAGCAGUAUAAGAAAGCUUUUAUAAAAGCUCCUAAAAGUGUUUACGAAGGAUUCGAAAGGUAUUAUAAAUAAGCUUUCAUAAAAGCUCUAGAAAAGUUUACAAGCCAUUUAUAAAGUCUUAGUGCACUUGUCUUGAUUAAAAACGACAAGGAAAUCUAUGAGUUGGCAGAAUACUUUCACGUCUUUUGGUGAAAGUCAAGGCUUUCGUAUUAUGAAAAGAAAGCUUUAUGAGUAGAAAAUUAAUGCACAAAAAAUAUUUUAAAUUAGUGUUGGAGUGAAACUGUCCUCGCUUUCAUGAAUGGAAACUCUACAGAAUUCAAAAGUUAAUCGAUAGUGGAAAGUGAGUGAUAUAUAAGUGUAGAAUAUAAUUGUAUAGUAUACAGAGCUCUCUUUAAUUAACAAUUAAAAAAUCUCAACCGGAUGCUUUUACAAAAUUUCAAAACUUCACGUCUUCACUUUGUGCUUUCAUUAACUUUUCGCCCCAAAAUAAAUGUGUGCUCUCAUUAGCUUUUCGCCUUUCUAUUAUAUAUUAAUUCAAAAUAAAAGUUGAAUUGUUUUUUCUUGAAAAAACUAUAAAAUAAACAAUUGCAAUGAUUAUAAGUAGAUAAUAAUUAACAAAUUAGAAAAUAAAUGUGUUUAAUGGUAUGCAAUGUUUGUUAUUCAAGCACUCACACAAAUACACAUAUUUUGUUUGGUUGUGUUUAAAGCUAAUAGCAGAAUUAUUAUUAAAUAAAUAUUUACAUAUAAGAACCCCUAAGUACAGUUAGUCAACUUACAUGCAUAGUUCUUAUAACAGCUUAAGAUAAUAUACAAAUAGCAAAAAAAAUUGUGUUGUUACAAAUUGAACCUUUUAAAUUCAAAUCCAGUUAUGGAAAAAACGCAUUGAACUCAAAAUACCCAAUACUAAUUAAAUGUUUUUUCCUCAAAUCGACUCUAACCUCACUUUUCCCCUUAAAUGUGACAUGUUUAGAUUGAAAUGUUUAUAAAAAACAAAAAUAAAUAAAUAUUACUAUUAUAUAAAUAUUACAUUAUAUAGUAUAAGCAAAAAAAUUACAAAAUUUUGAAAUAUGUUUGCACGCUAUUCAGUCGCUGAAAAUUCCAAAAAAAACUAACCGCAUAUUAAUGUACACCACUUUAUAAGCUACAUACUUACAUUCACCAUACAUAUUCAUAUUGUUCUUGUAUAAUCCACAAAUCGUAAGGUAACAAAGCAUUAUCAUAUAACAACACAUCAUUAUCUUAAGCAUACAUACAAACAAACGUAUAAAUUUAGAUAUUUGAACAAAAAAGCAAGCAAACAAAGUUAUUAGCACAAUUACACUAAUUUACAAAAUAAAAAGAAAUUUAAAAUAAUUAGCAUUAAAUAAUUAAAUGUAGCUAAUCAAUAUGAAAGUUUAUAGGCAAUUGUGACAAAAACGCACCAACAAGCUAACGCAAAUACAAAAACAAAUGCACUAAAUAAAAAUAAGAAGCCCACAAGAGAUAUAAUUAAAGAAGUUGCCCCGGAAAAAAGUUGCAUUUACCGUUAUGUAAUCAUAUAUACUCACACAUAUACAUAGUUAUAUAUCACAAGCAUCCUGUUACACCGACGUGCAUAUAUCAUAAAAUCACUCAUACAUACAAACAAGUAUAUACAAAUAUUUGCUCAUAUAUUGUGUAAAGGAUAUAUACACACAUACAUAGCUACUUGCGUAUAUCAUAUACGCUAACUCCCAAUAUCAUCCAUUCCCAAGACGAAAACUCGUAAGAUUGCGAGAAAAAAUUAGUAAAAAUCAUUUUCAAUUUCACAAAAUCAUACAAAACCCUCGAGCUGUUGUUCCCAAAUUAAAUAUUUACCAUAAAAGGAUAUUAAGUAAAACCUCAAAAAAAAGUUUAUUAAAAAAA
Molecule: messenger RNA, 8996 nt
Organism: Bactrocera oleae (olive fruit fly)
Lineage: Eukaryota; Metazoa; Arthropoda; Insecta; Diptera; Tephritidae
Gene: Syn
Product: synapsin
Biological process (GO): neurotransmitter secretion
Cellular component (GO): synaptic vesicle; synaptic vesicle membrane
Molecular function (GO): ATP binding
Source: RefSeq, a predicted model, not a curated record